Onychomys torridus (southern grasshopper mouse) is the source of this 1182-nucleotide messenger RNA. RefSeq names its product keratin 34 (gene Krt34). Bases 1 to 1182 code for a protein of 393 amino acids. Gene Ontology annotation, molecular function: structural molecule activity. The transcript has 7 exons. The record is from RefSeq and is a predicted model, not a curated record. NCBI's taxonomy places the organism in Eukaryota, Metazoa, Chordata, Mammalia, Rodentia, Cricetidae.
AUGUCCUGUGAAUCUUGCCUGCCUGCCCUGAGCUGCCGCACCAGCUGCUCCUCCCGGCCCUGCGUGCCCAACAGCUGCCACGGCUGCACCCUGCCCGGGGCCUGCAACAUCCCUGCCAAUGUGGGCAACUGCAAUUGGUUCUGUGAGGGCUCCUUCAAUGGCAAUGAGAAGGAGACCAUGCAGUUCCUGAAUGACCGCCUGGCCAGCUAUAUGGAGAAGGUAAGGCAGCUGGAGAGAGAGAAUGCAGAGCUGGAAUGUCGGAUCCAGGAGAGGAACCAGCAGCAGGACCCUCUGGUGUGCCCUGCCUACCAGGCCUACUUCAGGACCAUUGAGGAGCUGCAGCAGAAGAUUCUGUGUGCUAAGUCUGAGAAUGCCAGGCUGGUCGUGCAGAUCGACAAUGCCAAGCUGGCCUCUGAUGACUUCAGGACCAAGUACCAGACUGAGCAGUCCCUGAGGCAGCUGGUGGAGUCAGACAUCAACAGUCUGCGCAGGAUCCUGGAUGAGCUGACCCUCUGCAAGUCUGACCUGGAGGCUCAGGUGGAGUCUCUGAGGGAGGAGCUGCUGUGUCUCAAGAAGAAUCAUGAGGAGGAAGUGAACACCCUGCGUUGUCAGCUUGGAGACCGCCUCAACGUGGAAGUGGACGCUGCUCCCACUGUGGACCUGAACCGUGUGCUCAAUGAGACCAGGUGUCAGUACGAGGCCCUGGUGGAAACCAACCGCAGAGAAGUAGAGGAAUGGUUCACCACACAGACCGAGGAGCUGAACAAGCAGGUGGUGUCCAGCUCAGAGCAGCUGCAGUCCUGCCAGGCAGAGAUCAUCGAGCUGAGACGCACAGUCAAUGCCCUGGAGAUCGAGCUGCAGGCCCAGCACAACCUGAGAAACUCUCUAGAAAACACACUGACGGAGAGCGAGGCUCGCUACGGCUCCCAGCUGUCCCAGGUGCAGUGUCUGAUCACCAACGUGGAGUCCCAGCUUGGUGAGAUCCGUGCUGACCUGGAGCGUCAGAACCAGGAGUACCAGGUGCUGCUGGAUAUCCGGUCCCGGCUGGAGUGUGAGAUCAACACGUACAGGAGCCUGCUGGAGAGCGAGGAUUGCAACCUUCCAUGCAACCCAUGCGCUACCACCAACGCUAGCGGUAGCUGCUGUGGACCUUGUGGCAGCUGUCAAAAGCGUUGCUGUUAA